AGAGGUAUAUCACACUGAAAAUGUUUAAAAUGUUUUGCAGAUUUGUGAAGCUGGGAAUCAUUUCAUUAAUGUAAUGUUGUCUCAUCCAAAUCACACAGGAAACAAUGCCUGUUUCCCAAGUCCAAAUUAUAACCCCUUCACAUGGAUGUUUUUCCUGGUUUCAUGUCCUAACUACACCUAUGAGAUUGGAUCAUGGAUUAGUUUCACGGUCAUGACACAAACACUGCCAGUUGGAAUUUUUACACUUCUGAUGAGUAUCCAGAUGUCUUUGUGGGCACAAAAGAAACAUAAGAUUUAUCUGAGAAAAUUCAGUUCAUAUAUUCAUAGAAAAUCAGCAAUGAUUCCAUUCAUAUUGUAAAAAAAAAAAAAAAUCUCCUAUAGAAAAUGGCAACAUAUAAAUUCAAUAAAUAAGACUUAAUUAAGGAUAGUUAAUUACUAUACUCCAACAAUUCAUGAGCAACAGUAUAUACACUGAGUAAAAAUAUAGUAAAAUUUCACUAAAUUUAGAGUAAUGCACAUGGUGAUAAAAAGUAUAAAUUAUAAAUGCAAUUAACUAAGAACAGCUCUGAAUGUAUUUGCAUGGGAUUAGUCCUUGAAUAAAAUUGUCUUACUUCAUUAAUACUUCACAAUACUAUUUGCAUAAGGCAAAAUAUCACAACAAAGAAACAACCUGAUUAAAAAAUGAAAAAGUGAACUGAACAGACAUUUCCCAGAAGACGACAUAUACAUGGUGAAUAAGUAUAUCUUUAAAACACUCAACAUUAACUAUUCAUAACGGAAAUGUAAAUCAAAACUACAAUGAGACAUCAUCUCAUCCUACCUAGGGUGACUAUUAUCAAAAAGACAAAAAAUAUGACAGCCGUUGUGGCUCAUGUCUGUAAUCCUAACACUUUGACAGGCCAAGGCAGGAGAAUUGCUUGAGUCCAGAAGUUUGAGAUCUGGGUAACAUAUCGAGACUCUGUCUCUAAAAAGCAUAUCAAGAUUCUGUCUCUAAAAAAAAACUUUUAUGAAGUAAAAAUUAGCUGGGUGUGGUGGCACAUGCCAGUAGGUAGUCCCAGUUACUCAAGAUUGCUCCAGCUUAGGAGUUCAAGGCUACAGACAGCCAUGAUUAAACCAAGACACUCCAGCCUGGGUGACAGAGUGAGGCUGUCUCAAAAUAAAAUAAAAUAAUAAU
Messenger RNA from Piliocolobus tephrosceles (Ugandan red Colobus), 1174 nucleotides. RefSeq names its product trans-2,3-enoyl-CoA reductase-like. NCBI's taxonomy places the organism in Eukaryota, Metazoa, Chordata, Mammalia, Primates, Cercopithecidae. The transcript has 4 exons. The record is from RefSeq and is a predicted model, not a curated record. Gene Ontology annotation, biological process: very long-chain fatty acid biosynthetic process. Gene Ontology annotation, molecular function: oxidoreductase activity, acting on the CH-CH group of donors. The coding region runs from base 74 to 358 and encodes 94 amino acids.